GUGGGGGGAAGCUUGUCGGCACAUCCCUCAACACAUCAUAGCCAGGCUGUGACACCUACUCAAUUCUCAACAACGAGUCCACAAGAGUUUCAGAGGAGUCCAGUAGAGCCUCUUGGAGGUGGAGGAGGCACCGCACCAGGAGGACACAAUAUGGUUGUUAGCAACUCACUCUCGCUCGCUCGCGAGGAUAGCAGACCCUCUUGGCAUAGUGGGAUAGGUGGUGGUGAUGUUCCUCGGGGGUCUCAACACCAUCAAAUAGGAGGGGGACCCAUUCUUCUAGCUGGUGGAGUAGAUUCUAGUACCCAGCAUACAGUUAUUAAUACAGCUGCUAGUGGAGGAGGAUCGCAUAGAAGUCAAGUUGUGAUAGGAGGAGGGGCGCAAGUGCAACACGGAGGACAGGUAAGAAGUACAACUACAAGGACCACAGCAGGGAUGAUUCCUGUCGUUGGUGCAUCAAACUCCUCAGACAAAAUGGAUGCAGGAACGACCUCAGCUGUCUAUGCGUCUGUGCCAGCAGAUAGAUCAGCAUCGGCGUCACUUGUCAGAUUGAGUCGUGGAGUCAGUGGCACUGCUACAGUUAAGGGUCCUCUUGCUCUUAUUUAGAUAGACGACUAUCAUGUUUCUCUUUCUGUUUGUGCUUGACUUGUGUGUAGUAGCUGUAUGCUUCCAUGUUGAGGUCGUGUGAUGUCAUCACUCAGUACAGAAUGUCAACACCUUACGCUUGCUACCCAUACCCUUGAAGCUAAACACUUGUCGGAAGCGAAGCAAGAUGAAAGCAAGUGGAACGGAAUGGCAGGAUUUAAAUUCUAGACUUGGGCGAUAAAAAACCAUUUUUUCGAGGAUUGAGCAGCCUAGUCUGAAGUCUGAAGCCAUUUUCUUCCUCCUAGUCAUCAUUUCCAUCGUGAUGCUUGUUCAGUUUCGUCCUUUUGAAUGUGCGACGUGUUGUUAUCAAUUACAGCAUGUAUGUGCAUGUUAGUACUAUACUGAUGAGAAAAGGUUCAGAAAUGUAGCUUUCAACAAUGCUGCUGAAUGUGAACAUAGAGAUUUGAAUUCAUUUGUUAGAUCUUAAAAAACCAUUUUUUCGAGGAUUGGUGAUUUCAAGUUGAAACUAUCAUCGUCAUGACUACCUCAGUUUGAAACUAUCACCAUCAUGACCUAGUACGCUGUAACGUGCGACUAUCCCACUUAUUUACCAGCACCGUUUUCAAUAACCUACACCAACAAGAGCAAAAGGCCUACAUGCCACAGCUUUCAAUAGCUGCACAGUCAGUAACUGGCGGCCUAUAUCUUCAUGAUCUCUAACAGAAGAGGCCGAUUACUCUUGACACGGUUCUACAACUACACACUAUCUCGUAACGCAGCAGAUGACGUGGAGACGCCUUUAGGGCAGAUGAAGGAAGAGGAGAGGAGGCGAUCCUGGUUUCGGAAUGCAAGACGCCAGACGAGGCUCAGGGAAAACAUCAUGUUAAGGCGUUGAUGAAGUGUAAGUGGUGCUUGCCGGUAAUCUAGGGGGAUUACUUGAGACGCGAAUGAAUGAAAGAAUGUUCAAUCAUGCCAUCAUGAUCAUCAGCUCCUGUGCUGGAGUUGUCGUAAAGUAGUUGUGUAUUGUCCUCAUUCUAGAUCAUCAUGGUCAUCAUAAUCAUCUGCAGCUAGCUUAUGAUUAUGUGGACGUACUAGGGUUUUUCAAUCAUGUCACCUGAGAAAGCACGGAAAGCAGCAGGGAUCUGGUUCGCCUAGCUUCUAUGAGAAUGAGGUCAAAAAGGUAAUUACCCACGACCUCUAAUCAUAGCUCGUUAUCAAAUGAUUCAAGAAAGGUUGUUGCUUUUCGGCACGAGCGCGAGAACAAGCAUACACCAACCGGCGGAAAACGAGGCUGCAGAAGGGACUAAUGGAACUGCGAAAGACAAUUUUAUUCCCAAUGGUGGCACUAAAGGUGGCGAGCCUGGUGCAGCCAAUGCCAAUAAUACGAAUAGUGUAGGAAGUGGAGCAACAACUUCAAUGGUGGUCGAUGGAGGAGGACAACAGCACCAACAUCAGGUUACAUCUACCUCAGACACUACCACGUCCAAUCAUGGAGCUGGUUUGCACGCGGGCGAGGUGAUUCUCGAGGAAGAUUUUCCAAAAUACCAAUUGUUGGAGGACCUACAGGAAGGGGAGCAAGUGCACGUCAUACAGCAAGGCGGUACGAGCUCCGCGUCAAUAGCUUAAGGCUAUGUUGCAUUGUGCUAAUUAAUCUGUAGGAAGGUGGUAUAGUAUUGAACUUGAAGAUGGUGACGGAUUCUUCAUGAAGCAUAUUGUCGAUGGCAUGGGUCGUCCCUGUACCCCUUGUCCUUUUUUGUUGACGACCAUCAGUUGGAAAGAAUGAUGCGCCUCCUGAGUCUCUUCUAAUGCAGCUCUAGUGCACAUCUUUCGACGAAUGUAGCGUCGUCAACUGCGAGGCAGUUUAAUUCGGCCGGAGAAGGUGGAUUCUUUCUGGUGAACGCUCCAUCUACCAGAAACGGAGGUACGAGUGGUGUAAUUAUGGCAGGAGAAGUACAAUCUAGAAGAGAGUAGCUGUGAAGUAUGAAGACGCCUCUCUGUCCCUAAGUACAACCUUGCUUUUCUAGCGAUUGGGAUGGGAGUGGGUGACUGAAAAUUCACAGUGUUAGUUACAAUGUUGAUGUUUUUCUAGGGCUCUCAAUCUAAUUGUAACGUACACAAUCUGAGGAUUGCAACAAGUGAGGUGAGCCUCAACGGACUCCAGGGUGCAUCAGGAACGAGCCUCAGUCCUCCUCAACCACCACAUUUAAGGCAGUCUUUUCCAGGAGCAAGACUUUAUCCUGCUCAGAAGCUAGCGAAAGAUAUUCCUGUCGUGCUUUUUUAAGUUUGUUGCAGGCGUAUCCUCGUAAUAAUAUCUUGACGUCGAAAAAUCAUCUAUAUCAGGAAGAAUCAAUUAAAGAAAAAGUACCAAUACGUAUCUUUUCCACGACGACCUGAGUCAGAGUCCCUCUCUGAUCUCUGCUUGCUAGACCGAAAGUUCUUCUAACCUACACUCCCAAACGAACACAGACUCAACAGGGACGCCUAUUACGUGGACUGGUUACACCUUCUAGGCAGACCGUGGUGGAGGUAGACCAAACAACAGGAGAGUUGGUCGCUCUAGCAGCAAGACCACCCAGAAGCAUCCAGAGGACAACAAGUCAAUAUGGCGGUGUAGAUAUGUUGUCCUCCAGAGAUGAGCUACAAGACUUCAGUACGGUGUUGAGUUAGAUAUGCUAGUAUCCAGAGGACUACAACAAGUCUUCAGUAUCUAAUGGAUUAGAUGCUGCCUUUGUUCUCAAACUUAAGUAAAAGAAACAACUCAGCAAAAAAUUGAAUCUUCGGUUCAUCUUUAUCACAAGUCUCCUAUCCUUCAUUUUCAUACAAUUGGUACAGGACAAUCGCCUGAACAAGACCUUUUCCACCCUGUUGGUAACAUGGAGGAUCAUGCAGUACAAGGACACCAACACGCACAAAACGUAGCGUUAUCGAGAUCUCGUUCAAGACGAUCGAUGCAGCACUCACCCAGUCAUACGAGGUUAAGAAAGAAGACGAAGACGAGUGGAUAGGAGGUUUUAGAAAUUGCAAGUCAAUGAUAAUUACCCUCUCCAAGACGAUGCACAGUAGCUAAUUCUAGAAACAAGUGAAUGGGGAUGACCAUGACGAUGACCUAUCCUAGUCAUCUCAAGUAUGAAGAGAGUCAGAUGUUGUAUCUAUAAGUGAGCUUUCUUAUGUAAGUAGAUGAGCUGCUUGACAUGAUCAUGUUACCUAGUAGUCAAACUCAAACUUAUCAUCCUGAUUCUCACGUUCAAAGUUCUCAAUACCUCAUAGUAGGUUGGUCUCGUACGAGUAUACACUUAAUCUUAAUACAGCUGCUACACCACUAUACAAUAACAACUAUCUACGAACGAUGUUCCAUCAAAGGGUUCAUCUUCGUGUACAACUUGAUUUCAUUGUGAUACUAAUCUCAAAAGAUAGAUUGAAUUUGAAUUGUUAGGCGAUAAAAAGCCAUUUUUUCGAGGAUUUAGGUUCUUAAUUUGAAACUUGUUGGGGCCAACAUCGACAACAACAGCACUAGCAUGGUGCAAAAAUAUCAUGGUGCAUCACCUGAUAUCCUCAUGAUAGUCUCAAGUAUUGCAAAAAGAGGCCCAUUGAAAUAGACCAAGACUGAGUCCCUUGGGUUCAAAUUGAAUUAUUGGGAGAUAAAAAACCAUUUUUUCGAGGGUUGGCCUACCUUUUUGAUUUUUGAGCCCAUCGUCAUCACCACCAGCAACAGCAUCGACAACAUUAGCAUAGUGCGCGCAGCAUACUGUAGCGAAAACGCCCUCUGCUAUCAUAGUGAAAAACAAAUGAUCACCUAAAACAGUGUAGUGAAAAUACGAUCAGGAAGAUCACGAACUUGGGGUUAACGCGGAGUAACGACGUUGUGAUGUUGUAUCCUCUAAACCUAUUGGCUGCACGAGACACCUCUGCCGGCGACUUGCUUUUACGCUCCUCUUCCGUCGGUUCGAGACUAAGCUCCGUGGGUAGACCUGGUUCCCCUCAGUUAUGGGCGAUGAUAAGGGAUCUCUUUCUUUCGCUCUUGCUUAAUGAUCUACAGAUGAAAGCAUUUUGGUUUUCGUUUUCUCCUUUUUUGUUGAAGGUGGCCGUGUUCCAUUCCUAUUUUCUCUACGAGUCAACUUACUUUUGGCUACUCCAAUGGUAGAGGCAGUUGACAAUUAUGCCGUCUUGGGCAUUCAUCUUCAUCCGAGCACCAUAGCACACUGCGAUCCUCCAGUAAAGCUUCCUCCUCGAGGAUAAGUGGAUGAUGGUGUAUUGCGCAAUCAUCUUGUGCAGAGGCGGGAGAUUGAGAUGGACAUCUUCUAUUUCUAACUCAACUUGGACUGCCAGCACAACAGCAGGACUUUUACAUGAAAGUUGAAGAACAGCCUCAGUCGCCAGCUGGAGUUCUACACGUUUUCAACGCCUGUGCGAUCACGAUCACUGGCGACGUACUUGCGGUGAUAUUGAAAAGCAGAAAGCUGCGAAGGUUUUUCUUCCGGAUUGCACUUCUUAUGAAACGCAGUGUCAGUAAAUUUGUUUUAAUAACAUCAAAGUAAGUAUGGACGUCAACAACAGUACCCAAAGGGUCCUCGUCUAAUCUUGAGAAUUGCAGUGUCAUUAUCGCCUGUCGCGUUUCACCGAUCCAGAAAGCAAAUAUUGUCGAGCUGUCGCGAAAAUACCGGCAGAGCGAACACAAUGCGAUGUUAUGAAUAAGCUGGCUCUAGUUUCUUUCUUCAUCUUCUAUGUACUAUGUGUUUGCCCUUAUUCCUGCUCGUGUAUGAUCCCUUGAUCGAUGAAGAGCACCCGCAUCCCCAUUACCUGUUGAGCACAUCAAGCGUAGUCUUCUCCUACUGCUACUGUUUACAGAUCGCCACAGAUGGGAACACAAAGGAUUGAUUGCUCUAACUCCCCUAGCCAUCGGCGACGGUGCCAAUGAUGUGGGUAUGAUUAUCAAAGCCCAUGUUGGUGUGGGCAUUGCGGGAAAGGAGGGCGCCCAGGCGGCGAAAAGUGCGGAUUUUGCAAUUGGCCAGUUUAAACACCUUAAAAAGCUUUGCUUUGUCUACGGAAGAGAAUCGAUGCGGAGGAAUGCGCUCUUCAUGUAUUAUUAUGGCAAAGGGAACAAAUGGAAAAAGAUUACGCAACGACCGGUUAUUUUUUCACUCAUAGCCUAGGUUUAAUAUCCCAACAAACAAUUACAAAGCGCCGGUCUUUAUAAAUCGAGUGCAUCUACUUCUACAGGAAAGCGGUUGAGGUAGCGAUGAUGUGAUUUCCCAUUCCCCUUCCGCUAACAAGUCAUGUUGAACAAGAAUGUUGCGAUUGCGUUACCUUCCGUCUUUUUUAGCGCUGUUAGCCGAUUUUCCAGUACAGACCUCUAUGAUCCUUGGGUGAAACAGAUCUACAACACGGUUUUCACCUUCUUGCCGAUUGUACUUUUUAUGGGAACAGGUAAAAGGAUGAAUGAUUGGCCUAAGGUUUCUAUUUGUCAUAGACCGUCUAGUCCAUUCAUCAUCAUCCUCCUCAUCAGCCUCAUCUAUUUGUGCCUGGUAACUAGGGGUUCUCAAUCUUGUUACCCUUUCUCGUAUUUCUUGGCUCUUCUCUCACGCUUACUAGUUCUUAUUCUUAUUCAAGAUAUUGAGUUUGAUGUCGUUUUCGUAAGGAAUAUCAAAAUGCAUGAUGUCCUCGCAAGGAAUAGAUGAGGCUCACGGCAGGAUUGUCCUUGUCACCUCCACAGCUUGGAUUUUGUUCUUCAUUGCCAUUAUAGGAGUUCUAAUCUCGACGCCCUAUUCGACCGCGAGUUGCCGUUCUAUUACCUGAUGUCCGGACCGCCCCUCUACCGACCGCAUCGGUAUUUGUUAUAUCGAAAUCUUCUCUCAAUGCUCAAUCCGAUGAAAUUUUUAUCUGGGAGGAUCCUCCCAUGAUCGUUCAUGAUAUUUGUAACUUUACAAAAAACAUCUGGAUCAAUCAACACAAUCAAGCACACAUUACAUUCAAAAUAAAAUCCAGAUUCGGCGUUCCUUCAAUUGGUGACUGGGCUUUCUGGUAUUGGUUCGCGGUGGGGGUGUGGGUCGCCUUUGCCUGUGCUAUAAUACCCCUUUGCUUGUUCGACGAAGCCCCAGAGCUCGCAGGGACUCCAGCUGGGUACCACUGUGGCACUUUGGUCUUUGCUGCUGUGAUCUUAUGAAAACAAUAACAACAAUAACAAGUACCAGUCUCAUCAUGUUGCUUGACAGGGCUGUGAUCUUAUGAUGACAAGUAACUAGAAGUACUAGUCUCAUGUUUUUGACAUGCCUUUUUACUGCACCUCUAACUGUAUUUUCAACUUCAAGAAGAAGAGCUCCAGCUCUUGGUGAUGUUAAUGUGUGUCUCAGAUCAAGGCUGGGAUACGAAUUUUAUUAAUAGAGGCACUAUCACUAAAUGAAGCAAUCAUGAACGUGGAUACUCGUAGUCUAAAUCUUUCUUUAUCAUUAAUUGCUUACGACGCCUUCUAUUUCUAACCAUUGUGGCAGUGACAGCACUGUUGCCAAUCCACUCGCACAUGUACCACUGGUUUACGGUACCUUCGAUGGUCGGUGGUUUCAUCGUUUUCCUUUGGACGUGGGUUCUCAUGUCGGAAACGAAUUUCAUCGGGUAUUCGUCGACCAUGUAUCGAACAUAUUGGCUGCUCACGUGGGAAGUCGGCGAACAAUUCUUUCUCAUCCUUUUUAUCACAACUUUUUUUAUGAAUGGUUACCGUUACUCACGACCUCGACCAUGACCAUCAUCACAUCAAUAUAUAUAAAUAAGCAAAUUAUGAGCUAGGCUGUUUAUUAGGUGGAUUAUCUUGAUCAUUAUGCGAUUGGUUUUUUCCUUUUUUUUUUCGGUUUUUUAUUUUUUCUAGUUGGGUCAGUCUGCUCCACCCACUUUAUCAAUAUGUGAAUGUGAUCCUAUGCUACUAGAUCAAUUAUACUCUUUUUACAUUGAUGUCUCGUCUUUUCUUUGUUUCGUUUCAUCUUCUUGUUUUUGCUAGGCAGGUAAGUACCGCGACUUUAUGUGAUCCUCAUCUGCAGUUCUAAUUUUCGCGCAAUCCUUCCGCAUUACGUUUACAUGUUCCGCGGCGUCUUCUUUCCUGAUGGCGUAAGGAUCGUGAAAGAGCGGACAAAGUUGGGCGUUCACGACGUGCUCUUACUGCCAGACGCUACCAACAAGUCGGCAGGAAAUAUUGUCGUCCCUCACAAAAGAAUUCAAAAAAGAAUGAUGAAGGGGUAGUGGAAGGAGAAGUAGGUGCUAUGGGUAUCGAAUUUGGAGAAUGACGGAGGGCUGGUUUUUUUAGUAUUUGGAAGACUCAACAUGAAGUACUCUUCAUCCAUUGGUCCUUCUGUUGGAGCAGUUGUACUAGGGAGUAGGAGACUUUUUGAAAUUCUGAAGAUGGAGUCGUCAUAGUCAUCGUAAUUGCUGAUGCUGGUAGUGGUACUGGGUCAGUUGUACUAAAAAUACUACAUCUACAUGUGCUGCAAAAAUGACAUUCAGAGAAGCGGAAGUCUUAAUAUGACUAUAAUAGGUCGUCCACGACCGGUAUUCUAUGGUGAAAAAUGCAUGAGUCCAAACUUUCCAUGUUUUGCUGCACAGGUUUAGAUGUUUGGUUGUUGCAUUUGAUUGUUUUAUUUCGCCUCAAACUCGAUCAUGAUCGAAUCUGUCAGAAGACAGAUGCAUUUUGUAGUAGGUUCUAUCUCGUCGACGAGUGAUGUCGUUUUUUAUGAAUUCUGAACUCAUCAUCUCAAGAGCGUUGGUGGAGGACAACUGUCUCAGUACUUCGUCCACGCACGUUGUAUUCAAAACCUUUUUUUCCAGAAAUUUCGUCUUUGAUUCUGCUAAUCUUUUUAUGCUGAAGCUUGCUGGAUCCUCAUAUUUUUCGACGUGGUAAUAAAUACAUACUAAGUAUAAAUGAGAAAUAAAAGAAGCAGCCAGAACCACGAUCGAAUAAGUAUAUUAAUGCUCUCUGCUCGUUGUCAACAUGAUAGUAGGACAUUAACUCAGAAAGAGAUGGAGAUGAUUGAUUGAAGAAGCAUUAUCAAAUAAAUCAUAAUCAAGAAUAUGAAAAAUUUUGUACUUGAUCAUCUCCAACUGAGCUCAGCAUUUCAGAAAAAGGAUCUGGAUGAGUGAAAACAGCCAUGAUGUACUUGUCUUUUUAGAGAAGGUGUCAACUUUCUGAACGUGACACGCAAACGUUGGAGCCUCGUGUUGGUUUCCCCUAGUCAUUUCGACUAGCGUCUGCCUAUUCCUAUCCUUGGGAAAAACCCUCAAUUGGUUUCAAAA
Messenger RNA from Amoebophrya sp. A25, 8853 nucleotides. NCBI's taxonomy places the organism in Eukaryota, Dinophyceae, Syndiniales, Amoebophryaceae. The record is from the annotation of a GenBank genome assembly.